Lucilia cuprina (Australian sheep blowfly) is the source of this 327-nucleotide messenger RNA. RefSeq lists its product as uncharacterized. The record is from RefSeq and is a predicted model, not a curated record. The transcript has 3 exons. Lineage: Eukaryota; Metazoa; Arthropoda; Insecta; Diptera; Calliphoridae. The coding region runs from base 1 to 327 and encodes 108 amino acids.
AUGAAAUUAUUUCUAAUAAUAAAUUUAAUUGCUGUAAUUCUAACGAACUGCUUAGCAGCCGUCUCUUGGGGUCUUCAAAAAGAUCUCAAUCAUCCUGGCAAAUGUGUUACAGGAGACAUCAUUUUAGCAGCUGGCGAACAGGCCUCUAUACCGGGCCGUUGUGAACAGGUGGUAUGUCAUGGGGAAAGUUAUGCUACAUUUUUUAGCUGCGGUGUUAUUGGUGUACCACCAGGUUAUGUUUUAGGAGAUCCUAUUGAACCCGAUGCCGGUUAUCCAAAAUGUUGUGCUAGGAAAAUCGUAGCAGCAUCAAAAGCUAAAAAUUCUUGA